Messenger RNA from Lotus japonicus, 1205 nucleotides. Its product is annotated as chloroplast processing peptidase-like. Bases 151 to 732 code for a protein of 193 amino acids. The transcript has 6 exons. Gene Ontology annotation, cellular component: chloroplast thylakoid membrane. Lineage: Eukaryota; Viridiplantae; Streptophyta; Magnoliopsida; Fabales; Fabaceae. Gene Ontology annotation, biological process: thylakoid membrane organization. Gene Ontology annotation, molecular function: serine-type endopeptidase activity. The record is from RefSeq and is a predicted model, not a curated record.
AAAGUUGAGACAAAAUUAGAAAACCGCGUACGCUGUGGAAACUUAGUCAGUAAGCCAAUCACAUAUAUCUCUCUCUUUCUCUUCUCUUGUCCUGUUUCAGACACAAACUGAAAUCUCAUUUCCUUUUUACGAAGAGUGUGUGCUUUCGUGAUGAGUUUCUUGAGACCCUCUGCAUUGUACCAUUUCCUGAUCACAUACUCUUCUCUGCGAUGGAUGCCAUGUCAGAGUUCGGGCUUCCUUCGUUGGCCUGGUCUCGAUGGUUUCUUGAGGCUUCUGGUUGUUGGGCUCCUCUGGUCUACCUUCUCUGAGCUUCGUUCCAUACCUUCAUCUUCCAUGUUUCCAACUCUCCGUGUUGCCGAUCGAAUUAUCGUUGAAAAGGCUUCAUAUUACUUCAGGAGUCCUGCUAUCCAUGAAAUUGUAACGUUUCGGGAUCCAACACAGCUUUCUGGAGACAACCCAGAUGUUGUUUUUAUUAAGAGAGUUGUCGCAAAAGAAGGUGACACCGUUGAGGUUCAUCAUGGGAGACUCUACAUAAAUGGUGUUGCUCAGGAGGAAGAUUUCAUUGCAGAGCAACCAGCAUACACAGUGAAAUCAACUUAUGUGCCCAAAGGCCAUGUUUAUGUCUUGGGGGAUAAUCGUAACAAUAGCUAUGACUCCCAUGUAUGGGGACCACUUCCUGUUAAAAACAUAAUUGGAAGAUAUGUCAUGUGCUUUCACAGACCAACAAAUUGACACAAAUUGAAGAAAUAGUUGUUUUCUAUGGUCUUACCAAUGGGAUGACAUAAUAGUCCAUGUGAUUUCCAUGAAGAGUUCCAUCCCGCUGUUCCAUUACUGAAGCAUAUCAUCUGCUAAAUCUUUAUGGGAAUUGGAUUCUCUUAUGCUCAUCUUGAAGCUUCCAUCUUUCAAAGUAUGAAACGAACUUGCAGAAGUAAUGCCAUGCUAUUUCUGCUGGGUUCACUGUUAUGUCAUUUGCUAUGUAGUAUUCUCAUAGGAAUCUGAUUUUCUCCAUUAGUAUUUGUUAUAUCUUGUUUAAGCCAUGGUCAAUUAAAUGUGUGUGAAAGACAAAUAUCUUGUUCAUAUUUUGAACUUUUUGGACAUUUGUAAGUCUAUAUCCGAAAUAUUUUGCCUGAGGCUGUCACUCUACAUGCAUUCAUUUUUCCUUCAAUGCUCAUUCAAAUCAUAUCAUCCCAUGCUAUUCUCUUGUA